AUGGAGCCCACUAGCUCCACGAGCACGGCGACUGUCGUCUCGGUAUCUCCCAAACACAUUCUCCUCUCGGAGAUCCUCUCGGUCACUUCUGUGAUGCGCAAGAACUCCCGAUGGGCCCUCUCGACGCCGUCGUACACUCUACGCGAUUCUACACUGGCUAGCAGUCUAGGAUUGAGAGUAUCCAAGAGCUCUCCCAAUACGCACGCGUCGGGACAUGGAAGUACGGAGCAAGAGCUAAUGGCAGGCUUCCAGGAUCUCAAACGGCUUGUGAAGGACAUCGAAGACAUACACUCGUUACCUCUCAGCACGCUCCUUUCCCCGUUCCUCGCCAUCAUCCGCUCACCACUGUCUACUGGACCUAUUACAUCCGCGGCACUGACUGCCCUCCAUAACUUCUUCCUGUGCGGCCUGUUUUACCCUACAGCAUUUUCGCUUCCAAGCGCUCUUUCUGAGCUUAGCAGUGCCCUAUCAAGUUGCAAAUUCGAGGCGAGCGACUCCUCUGGAGACGAGGUCGUGCUGCUCAAGAUCAUGACCGUAAUUAACGACGCGAUGUGCGGGGAUGCAGGGCGGACGCUGGGAGAUAUCGAGAUCUGCGAGAUGCUGGAGACCGUCCUAACUACUUCAUGUCAGAUGCGACUGAGCGAGGUCCUCCGAAGGUCAGCGGAAGAGACUCUGCAUCAGCUCGUAAGGGCCGUGUUUGCUCGACUGCAUGAGUUGAACCCAGAAGCAGAGGAGCAGAAGCUCGAUGACACAGGCGAUUUGGAGAGCGGGGAGGUGAAGAUGAGCGUGUCGACCUCGGGGCCGGCGCCGCAAGCACAGGAACCUGAUUCAUCUGCUGAACAAGACGCGCCAUCCCAGGAGAACGGCGAGGUGCAAGUAGCAGAGGUGUCUUCAUCACCGCAUGCACAGGAACAACCACCGGAAACCCCGAGCCAACCUCAUGGUCUUCCUUCAAUUCUCGAGCUCCUACGUGUCCUCAUCAAUAUUCUAGACCCUAACGACCAGGCCCAUACUGACUCGACCCGCUUGACCGCCUUGCGAACCCUGAACGUCGCGCUAGAGGCAACUGGCUCUCGUAUAUGCGCAUAUCCCUCCCUCUCCGCUCUCAUUCUGGACCAUGGCUGCAAAUACCUCUUCCAGCUUGCGCGUUCGGACCAUCCUGCUGUACUCCAGACUUCCCUACGCGCGAUUGCCACCAUGUUCGAGACUAUGCGACCAAAGCUCAAGCUGCAACAGGAACUCUUCCUUGCGUUCACCAUCGACAGGCUGACUCCUCUCCCUCCCCCAAAGAACCUGACAUUGAACCAGAAGGCUUUGUCGGCCAACUCAAGAGGUAGUAGUCCUGCUCCUGGAACCCCUCUACUCGCGCCUCCGGAAGACGAUUCGGAGAAAACCCCUGCUACGCCUCGUAUCCUGGUCCCUCCUGCUCGUGGAGACACCCGUGAGCUGUUACUGGAGACCCUCUGUCAGAUUUCCCGGCAUCCUAGCUUCAUGGUGGACCUGUACACCAACUACGACUGCGACAUGAACUGUGAGAACAUGUUUGAGCGGCUCAUCGAGUUCUGUGCCAAGGGCAUCUACCCAUCUCAGGGCCUCGGAGGGCCGGACAAUCAACAACAUAAUGCGCAGUAUCUUUGCUUGGAUCUCAUCCUCGCCUUUGUUGGGCGCAUGGCUACUCGGGCUGAAGGUGCAAGUGAGACUUGGCCCCGUAGCUUCCCUCCUCCUGAGCAGUUACAGCUCACGAAGUCGAAGAAGAAGCUCAUCUUGACGGGGACCGCAAAGUUCAAUACCAAGCCCAAGACUGGACUGGCGUUCCUGGAAGAGAACAAGCUCAUCUACGCUGAUCCUAAUGAACCCAAACCGCUGAGCCUGGCAAAGUUCCUGAAGAGCUCCGCUCGCAUUGACAAGCGUUUGCUCGGCGACUUCAUCUCAAAGCCAGACAACAUCGAGGUGCUCAAAGCUUUCUUGAGUCUCAUGGAUUUCAAAGGCAAAUCUGUCGCGGAAGCAUUGAGAGAGAUGCUCGAAACGUUCCGCUUACCUGGGGAGGCGCAGCAGAUCAGUCGUAUUACAGAGACGUUCGCUGAGAUCUACUUCGCUGCCGAACCUGAUGAGAUCAAAUCGCAGGAUGCUGUUUACGUCCUGGCAUUCUCGAUCAUCAUGUUGAACACCGAUCAACAUAGCCCACAGAUUAGGAAACGAAUGACCCUAGAGGAUUACAAACGCAAUCUCAAGGGUGUCAACGAGGGCGCUGACUUCACACCGGAGUUCUUGUCGAACAUCUAUGAAUCGAUCCGAAAGAGAGAGAUUGUCAUGCCGGAGGAACAUACCGGACAGCUUGGCUUUGAGUAUGCUUGGAAAGAGCUAUUGGCCCGCACGCGACAAGCUGGCGACUUCUUGACCUGCAACAGUGCCAUAUUCGACGCUGACAUGUUCAAGGCCGUAUGGAGGCUGGUAGUCUCUGCAAUUGCCUACGCCUUCAUCACCUUCGAGGACGACUACAUCAUCGAAAAGGCUAUUGCCGGCUUCCGCCAAUGUGCUACUCUGGCACGGCACUUUGAUAUGCCCGACGUCUUCGACUACGUUGUCAUCUCGCUUUCCCAGGCGACUUCGCUGUUGUCCGAGUCUCAGCCGUCACAGGUGCCCAACUAUCCGGUGGUGGAUGUUGACGGUCAAUCGACCACCGUAUCCUCUCUGUCCGUCAAGUUCGGAACCAACUUCAAGGGUCAGCUUGCAGCUGUUGUAUUGUUCAACAUCGUCAACGGCAAUGCAAACGCGCUGCGAGAAGGCUGGACGCAGAUUUUCGAAAUGUUCCAAACGCUCUUCUUGCAUUCGCUUCUGCCGCCUCGCAUGCUUCAGAUGGAGGACUUCCUUAGCGGAUCAUCCGUCAUUCCCCUUCGUCGCAGUCAACCGGCCAGAGCAGUACCGAGAUCGGACGGUCUCCUUUCCGCUUUGUCCUCAUAUCUGAUGACACCUUAUGCGUCCAGCACGGAUGCACUGGUUCCGGAUGCCACAGAUGCGGAUAUCGAGAACACGCUCUGCACGAUUGAUUGUAUCUCAACGUGCCGCCUGGACGAGCUAUACUCCCAGAUCAUGCAACUGGAGCCAGAAGCUCUAGUCGCGGCAAUUCGUGCUUUGGAGGCGCUUGCACACGAGCGAACAGUGGCGAAGCUGAAGCUCGAGUCGGACGAAGCGGCGGCGGCGGCUGCCGCGCAAGGGGGUCAGUUUGCGCUGCCGUAUGAUCCGGCCUCUGUCUUCCUGCUGGAAACCAUGGUCAGCAUCGCACGUCAAACACCACAGUACAUCGAAGAAGUCUGGCCUAUUGUCUUCGAGCAUCUCUCUGCUCUCCUUUCAACGCCCACACAGUACAGUAUCCUGCUCAUCGAGCGCGCAGUAGUCGCGCUUCUGAGGCUAUGCCUCAUCCUCGCUGAACGACAUACCCUGCGCGACCAAAUAUACCUGUCCUUUGAUCUUCUAGCGAGGUUACCACCUAGCGUCGCCAGCGCCGUUGCGGAGCAAGUCGUGGCGGGCUUGACUCACAUUCUUCAGCAGCACAGAGAGAUUGUGCACUCCCAAACGGAGUGGAAUGUCGUCUUCGCUCUCUUGCGCUCUACGAUUUCACAUCCGGAAGCGUCCAGACAGUCUUUCGACAUCUUGGCUGCUCUGGUGGGCGAUGGCCCUCAGGACUCUGUCACCCCAGACAACUUCACGGGUCUCGUCAACGCUCUGGACGAGUUUGCGACCGUGGCCGGAAUUGCCGUGGAUGCUCAACAGCAAGGACGGCGAACACAAGCGUUGACAGCAGCGAACUCUCCUAUUGUCGAGCGAGGGCGCAAGGCAGUAGACAUGAUCGCCGACCUCAAGAAGUGUUGGGCGCGUUUCGCUGAGACGUCAGGUCUGCAGAGGACACUCAUCUGGCGCCAGUUCAGCCUACCGGUCCUCUCGUCCCUGGCGCGCCAGUCCUCAAACACAUCGCGGGAAAUAAGGCACACGGCUCUGGUCCACCUCCAGCGCAUCCUACUCGGCCCGCACCUACCUCUAGACGAAGGCAACCACAAUCAGAUAGAGGAAGUCUUCAACCGCGUCAUCUUCCCCCUCCUGGACGAGCUUCUCAAACAGCAGGUGUUCAUGCGCGAUCCGAUGGGCAUGCCCGAAACACGACUCCGGGCGUCCGCGCUGCUCUGCAAGGCCUUCAUGCAGUUCGAAGCGCGCGAAGGCCAGACGGCCGACAUCCGAGUGCUCUGGAUACAGGUCCUCGACCUGCUCGAUCGGCUCAUGCACGUCGAUCGCCGGGAUCAGCUGUACGAAGCCGUGCCCGAGUCGCUGAAGAACGUGCUGCUCGUGAUGAACGCCACCGGCCUCCUCGUGCCACCAAGCACGCCCGAAGACGAUCGGGGCGAGCGCCAGGUUGCGCUGUGGGCCGCGACCCACGAGCGCGUCGAGCGGUUCCUGCCCGGGUUCUUGGACGAGAUCGUCCCCGCGCCGCCGCCAAAAUCUGCCGGGGUCCCUGCUUCCUCGGCAUCUGCUCCCAGUUCAUAA
Dichomitus squalens LYAD-421 SS1 is the source of this 4536-nucleotide messenger RNA. Its product is annotated as Sec7-domain-containing protein. Gene Ontology annotation, biological process: regulation of ARF protein signal transduction. NCBI's taxonomy places the organism in Eukaryota, Fungi, Basidiomycota, Agaricomycetes, Polyporales, Polyporaceae. Gene Ontology annotation, molecular function: guanyl-nucleotide exchange factor activity. The transcript is spliced from 19 exons. The record is from RefSeq and is a predicted model, not a curated record. The coding region runs from base 1 to 4536 and encodes 1511 amino acids.